Hevea brasiliensis (rubber tree) is the source of this 1346-nucleotide messenger RNA. RefSeq names its product dehydrodolichyl diphosphate synthase 2. The transcript has 3 exons. The record is from RefSeq and is a predicted model, not a curated record. Gene Ontology annotation, biological process: response to cold; polyprenol biosynthetic process; plastid membrane organization. NCBI's taxonomy places the organism in Eukaryota, Viridiplantae, Streptophyta, Magnoliopsida, Malpighiales, Euphorbiaceae. The coding region runs from base 195 to 1124 and encodes 309 amino acids. Gene Ontology annotation, cellular component: chloroplast stroma.
UUUAUUAGGUCUGAGAAUUCUGAACUGUCUCACUCUUUACCCUUGACCACAUAUUCUUGAAUUAUAACUUCCAGAAAUGGAAAUCUCUAAAACGGAUCUCAGUCUCACCACAUAUUAAGCUACAGGGAAUCAAUAUAUAGAAAGAGAUCAAGCGGAACCAAAGACCAAAAACAACUAGAAGGAGAGGAGGAAGAAUGCAAUCCUUGCACUUGGCCCUCCCUCUCCCUUUUUACAACACUCUAACUCCUCAAAAACACAAACACUUCCUUUCUCCCGAUGCCAGAACUAAUACACGCCCAAUUCACCGCCUUCUCGGGGCCAAAACAGACAUAGCUGUCAAACAGGAGGAAACUAUUGCUGUAAGCACCGGAGACUCGCCCAAGACUGAACCUUUGCCGGAGGGGCUCCGGGGAGAGUUGAUGCCACGGCAUGUCGCCGUGAUCAUGGACGGCAAUGGGAGGUGGGCCCAGCUGCGAGGUCAGAUGGCAUCGAUGGGUCAUCAGGCUGGUGCACGGUCUUUGCUGGAGAUCGUGCAGCUUUCUUGUCAAUGGGGGAUUAAAGUUCUUAGCGUUUUUGCGUUUUCUUGCGAUAAUUGGACUAGGCCCAAGGUGGAGAUUGAUUUCUUAAUGAGUUUGUUCGAAAGCGUGUUAAAGUCCGAGACGGAUAAAUUUGUGAGGGAAGGUAUUCGAAUCUCUGUGAUCGGGGACUCAUCAAGGCUUCCACAGUCUUUGCAGAGAUUAAUAAAUGAAGCGGAGGAGACCACCAGAAAUUUCUCGAAACUGCACCUUCUAGUGGCGGUUAGCUACAGUGGAAAGUAUGAUGUUGUAAAUGCAUGCAAAAGUAUUGCUUGUCAGGUAAAGGAUGGAGUUAUUGAACCAGAAGACAUUAGCGAAAGCCUAAUUGAGCAGGAGUUGGAAACGAAUUGCUCCGAGUUUCCCUCCCCUGAUUUAUUAAUCCGAACUAGUGGUGAACUUAGAAUUAGCAACUUCUUGCUAUGGCAGUUGGCCUACACUGAACUUUUCUUUGCGGAAGAACUCUGGCCUGAUUUUGGAAAAACUGGAUUCAUAGAGGCCUUAACUUCAUACCAACAAAGGCAAAGACGCUAUGGUAGGCGACUUACAUAAUCAUAUGCCGUUGACAUGGCUACUCGUUAAUUAAUACCAUUUUAUACCAUUUAUACAAAUAGCUUUUACCAAUAUUAGGUCAAGCUUUCUUCAUGACUAAUUGUACUCCUAAGCAGUUGGAUAAUACACACCUAAUCAAAAUCAAGGUGCCUUAUAUAGAUAUGUAAAUGGAAAACAUUUUAUUAUUGUAGUUAAUAAAAGAAAAAGAAAGCUUGUUUAUUA